UGUUGUCGCUGUCUGCUCCUCCUCCUCCUCCUCCUCCUCCUCUCAUGCUGGCACCGGACCGGCGGUCUCGGACGGCCUUUCCAGCAGCGCACUCGCCACGCCAGCGUGAGCUGCAUCUGCUACCGCACCAGCCCGUUAUUCCUCGCUCGAGCUGACCACCAGUCCGGUCCCAGCACCCCGAGCGGGGGUGUCACCCGGUAACGCACGCGCGUAGCGCUAGCUGGGUUAGCUAACCGGCUAGGCGGAGAACAGCCUCCAACUUCCUCCAUACGGUUGGCCUCUCUCACGUGCGCGGCACGGCACGGCACGGGCACCGUCCGCACGCGUUGUAGCGCUCGUUUACUGCCAGGUCCUCUCUGUGGUUUACUUACAGUGGACUGUAGGUCAGAACCUCCGAACACUCAGUCAUGAGCUCAGGGCACAGAAGCUCGCUCCGGUCCCGCCCCGGCAACCCGGAGCUUGACCCUCAGCUGGAUACCGGCACCACGGUAGCAGGUGUGGAAGGAGAAGUUUCCGGAAUCCUGGGGAGGCUGGCAGCGUGGCCGGGCACACGGUUGUCACAGCAGCAGUUGGCGGUUCUGAAGGAGCACCGGUACAGCAGCACGGGGAAGUCUUUGCUUGAGCCCUGCAUGCAGCCGUUCUGGUGCUGGCUGGUGGGCCGCGUUCCCCUGUGGAUGGCGCCGAACCUCAUCACCGUCACGGGCCUGCUCGUCAACGCUGUCACCACGCUUGCCCUCGUCUACCACUGUCCCACCGCCACUGAGCAGGCACCUACCUGGGUGUACCUGGCAUGUGCCUUGGGUCUUUUCAUCUACCAGUCACUAGAUGCCAUUGACGGUAAACAGGCACGGAGGACCAACAGUAGCACCCCACUUGGAGAGCUUUUUGACCAUGGCUGUGACUCCCUCUCCACUGUGUUUGUCAUCCUCGGUACGUGUGUCGGCGCCCAGCUGGGCACACACCCUGACUGGAUGUUCUUCUGCUGUUUCGCGGGCAUCUUCAUGUUCUACUGUGCCCACUGGCAGACCUUCGUUUCGGGCACGCUGCGAUUCGGCAUCAUCGAUGUGACUGAGGUUCAGCUCUUCAUUGAAGUCCUGUACUUGCUGGCUGCCGUUGGGGGAACGUCUUUCUGGCAAUAUGUGAUUCCAGUGCUAAACAUCCAGAUUAAGAUCAUCCCUGCGCUCUUCACUCUGCUGGGAGCUGUUUUCUCCUGUACCAAUUACUUCCGGGUCAUAUUCGCGGGUGGAAUAGGGAAAAACGGAUCUACGGUUGCGGGUACGAGCGUCCUCUCCCCGGGUUUCCACAUUGCCACGGUAACGGCCCUGGCUCUGGCCGUCUACAGGACGUCCCCGGAGCAGCUCUUCGAGACGCAACCCUGCCUGUUUGUUUUGGCGUUCGGCUUCGUCUCUGCCAAGCUCACCAACAGACUGGUGGUCGCCCAUAUGACCAGAAGCGAGCUCCCAAGAGCAGACACUGCGUUCUCUGGUCCCCUUCUUCUCCUCUUCAGCCAGUUCUUUCAUGGGUUCCUACCUCAGCACCUCCUCCUCUGGGCAGGCCUGGGGUUGUCUGGGCUUGACCUGGUGUGCUACUGUGUCAGUGUGUGUAACCAGAUUGCCACACACCUCAACAUCAGAGUGUUCAGUAUCGAGAUGAAGAAACUGUCAAUACCACAGCAAGACUGCAACAACCGCCACUAACACACACACACACACACACACACACACUCCCUCCCGCUCUGUCUCUCUGCCCUGGGUCAGUUUCUCAUGAAUGUAGGGUUGAGACCGUUAAAGACCAAACACAGUCUCUGUUGUGCCGCUCCUUCCAGAGGGGUUGCAGCCAUCCGUGUGUGUGUGUAACGUGCACCAUAACUGAAGUGAUCUUAUGGACUGAGUUUGACACACUUUGGUUGAUUGUGACAUUGAGUCUGUGUUGAUGUUUCAUACCCCAAAAAAACAUUUGUGUGCAUUUGCUUUUAAUGGUAAUACACCCUGUGAAAGUUGCAGGUACAGGUCUGUUGGGGUGCAUUUUCUCCUGGGCCAGUGCACACACUGCUCACUAACCCUGACUGUCCCUGUCUUCUUUACUGACUAGACUCUGAAUGAGGCCACGUCUGCUUAGAGAUCCAGCAGUGUGACUCAGUCUUGUUCCUGGAGACGUUGCAUGUCGUCCUCAUAAAGAUCGACUGAGUGUAAAUCCAGCACUGCUCCUGGACCCAUACUGGCCUGCAACGUGUGUGUUUAGGGUCGUGCUCAAACACCCUGGCGAUCUGCACCCAGUAUACAAACAGCGUGGGCUGGGCGGGGCUUGGGGUUGAGGCA
This is a messenger RNA of Electrophorus electricus (electric eel), 2318 nucleotides long. It is a transcript of the gene cept1a, whose product is annotated as choline/ethanolamine phosphotransferase 1a. Lineage: Eukaryota; Metazoa; Chordata; Actinopteri; Gymnotiformes; Gymnotidae. Gene Ontology annotation, cellular component: Golgi apparatus; endoplasmic reticulum membrane. Gene Ontology annotation, molecular function: diacylglycerol cholinephosphotransferase activity; ethanolaminephosphotransferase activity. The record is from RefSeq and is a predicted model, not a curated record. Gene Ontology annotation, biological process: phosphatidylethanolamine biosynthetic process.